AUGCCGAAAAAUGUUGCUAUUAUAGGAGCUGGGCCAGCUGGAUUGGGUACUGCUAGAGCGUUGCUCAACAAUACUCCUUUUGAGGUAACUAUCUUUGAACAAGCAGAUCAGAUAGGUGGUCUUUGGUAUUAUGGAAAUGGUUUAAGAGAUUCAAGCAUGUAUGACCACCUUGAGACUAAUCUUAUGAAACAGAUUAUGGCGUUCAAUGGGUUUCCAUUCCCUGAAUAUGAUCCUACGUUUCCUUCGAGACAACGUGUCUGGGAGUACCUUCGGCUUUACUUUCUGGAGUUUAUCAAAGGGAAGGCCAAGGUGUUUCUCAAUAACAAGGUGACUUCCUUAGAAAAGGUGAAGGAACCACAAAAGUGGGAGUUGCGUGUCGAAAAUGGGCAAGUUUACACAUUUGAUUUUGUUGUUAUAGCGAAUGGGCAUUACGUGAAAGGUUAUACCCCGCAGAAUAUUCCUGGGCUCGAUAAAUGGAGAGCAAAGAGUCCGGAAGCAAGUGUUCAUUCUAAAUGGUUUACUAAUAGUGCAUAUGCCAGAGGCAAGACUAUAGUGGUUGUUGGAAAUGGGGUUAGUGGUCAAGAUAUCGCGAAUCAGCUUUCUACUGUUGCUUACAAAGUAUACCACAGUGUCAGGAAUGUUUCCAGCACCGAGUGGCCAUCAGAAUCAGUUAUAGAGGCUGUGGGUGUCAUAACAGAAAUCAAUCCAGAAACUAGUACCAUCACAUUUGACACUGGUGAUAUUGUCCAUAACGUUGACCAAAUUAUUUGGGCUACCGGGUAUCGUUAUGACAUCCCAUUUUUGAAAAGCUAUAGAGAUAUCUUGUUUCCUAACGAUGGUCUUAACGGCGCUGACAAAAUUCACAACUUGUGGGAAAAUCUCGUUUUCACCAGGGACCCAACUUUAUCGUUUCCAUUACUAGUUAAGGGUGUAGUAACAUUCCCUGUGGCAGAGAUGCAUGGAUGCCUAAUUUGUCAGGUGUAUAAUGGCAAGAUUACCCGUGAAGAAAUGUCAUAUGGUAACAACUGUCAGUCCGUUGAUAUCGAUUUUAAGAGCUGUGCAGAUAUGGAUUAUUGUAAACGGCUCAAUGAAAUUUUAGACACUCACCAUAGCUCUCGCGAUAAGUUCGAACCGGUACGUUGGGAUAAGAAUAUGAUCAAAAUGCGUGGUGUGACGGCAGAGCUCAAGAAGUUAAGGACCGUGGAACUCUUACACAGGGCAAUAAAUCUAAGAAAAAUAGGCAUAUCCUACACUCUUUGA
Eremothecium cymbalariae DBVPG#7215 is the source of this 1260-nucleotide messenger RNA. RefSeq names its product N,N-dimethylaniline monooxygenase (gene FMO1). The transcript has a single exon. Bases 1 to 1260 code for a protein of 419 amino acids. The record is from RefSeq and is a predicted model, not a curated record. Gene Ontology annotation, molecular function: NADP binding; flavin adenine dinucleotide binding; N,N-dimethylaniline monooxygenase activity. NCBI's taxonomy places the organism in Eukaryota, Fungi, Ascomycota, Saccharomycetes, Saccharomycetales, Saccharomycetaceae.